AGAGUCGCUCACGAACUUUACAUCGGCAAUCAUCCAACAGUGAUCUCUAUGAAACACUAAUACAUGAAUAUAUGACAAACAUUCUCACACACACACACACACACAGACAAAUACAUAAAAAGACAAAACAACAAUAACGUUUAUUGUGAAUAGAGUGAACAUUUAUUUUUUUUUGUUCUUUACAACAUCAGUGACACCAACAAAAACAAUCAACAUGCGUUUUCUGAUUCUCGUGACACUGGUGGGCCUGUCACAGGCGCAGGACCUGUACUUCAGAGAGCCGGAGAAAAUAGUGAGCGAGUCACGUGACCUGGGCGACACAAGGGGCAAUUACGCCUUCACCUACGAGACGGAGGGGGGGAUUCUGCAGAGGGAGCAGGGCAGUCGAAAAUACGAGGGCACGAGCGACGAGACGCAAUUAAUUCAGGGCUCAGUGCAGUACAAUGCGCCCGAUGGAACGCCAAUUGCCAUAAGUUGGACAGCGGACGAGUUCGGUGCGCAGGUCUCCGGCACGCAUGUGCCAACACCCCCACCAAUUCCCCCAGCGAUCCAGCGCGCUCUCGAUUGGCUCGCCAAGCAGCCCUCCACCACCGAGCAGCCCGAGGACGCCGUCGAGUAUAAAAAGCCAUCGGCCAUUGAGAAGAAGCCAGUCUUGUUGAAGCAGCAGUAUCGACCACCACAGGCCAGAAGAAAUUGAAGUCACUCAUUAAAUAUCAUUAUUUAUUAGAUCUGAUUUUCUUUUAGUUCGAUUAUUUUCUUUUUCUCUUUCCCUCCCACUUUCACUUCUUUUACCAUUUACUGCGCAGUUUUUCAGUAUUUUUGUACAUUUAGUUUAGAGGAAAAAAAAAAAAUGUAAAAAUUGUCUCAUAUGUUACACUUUUAGAUAAUUAAGAAAGAAAAACAAAAAAAAAGUCAAAUUUGUUUAUUGAAAUAAAUUUUAAAUAUUUUUUA
Messenger RNA from Leptopilina heterotoma, 951 nucleotides. It is a transcript of the gene CPR17, whose product is annotated as endocuticle structural glycoprotein SgAbd-2-like. Gene Ontology annotation, cellular component: chitin-based extracellular matrix. Gene Ontology annotation, molecular function: structural constituent of chitin-based larval cuticle. The coding region runs from base 215 to 697 and encodes 160 amino acids. The record is from RefSeq and is a predicted model, not a curated record. The transcript has 2 exons. NCBI's taxonomy places the organism in Eukaryota, Metazoa, Arthropoda, Insecta, Hymenoptera, Figitidae.